AUGGCCUCCCAACCCACCCCCACGCCGCAGGCACAGAACCUCGACCGCUAUGUCGUGAUACACGUUGCUACGACGUGUGACGAGCACGGCGUAUAUGUGACCAAGGACUCUGCCGAGGUCAUCGAGCUUGGCUGGAUCCUGCUGGACGCAAAGUCUUGCGAAGAGCUUCACCGCGAGAGCGUACUUGUGAAACCCGUCAACACUCCCAUCACUGCAUUGUGCACAAGCUUGACCACCCUGACCUGGGACCAGGUCCGUAACGCAGGCUCGUUCCGGGACGCCAUCAACCGCUUUGAUGCAUUCGCACAGGAGCACAUCCUCCCCAAAAACUACGAAUUUGCCUUUGUGACGCUCGAUUCGUGGGACUUGCGUGUCCAGCUGCCCCGUGAGGCCCGCGAUAAGGCCGUUGUCCUGCCUCCAUACCUUCAACACUCUCGUACAUUUGAUCUGCGCACUGAGUACCAGCGCUGGCAAGCACACCACCCCGAGUCGCUGCCGUUCGGCUCGAGUGCGUUGACUAAUAUUUGUGCUGCUCUUGAGGUCGAGCCUGUGCAGUCAUCAGCUCCUAUCAAGCACAAUCUCCCCUUUCACCUGCAGGCCCUCGCCCCCGCCUCGCCAAGGCGGGCUAUGGAAGAGGCUGUAACCCUCGCUAGAGUACUGCGUGGCCUUAUCCGCAAGAGUCAGCCGCCCCAGGAGCACCCCGACGUGCUCACCAAGCCCAUGGACGCUCGCGCCGACGUUCGGGCUUUCCUUUCCGAGCGCAGCAAGGUCCUUCAUAUGAGCGGUCUCCCCCACGACACCACUCAGUCCGAACUCGAAAGUUGGUUUACUCAGUUUGGCGGUCGUCCAAUUGCAUUCUGGACGCUGCGCACCCCCGAUCAGCACAAGCCUACCGGUACUGGUUUCGCCAUUUUCUCAUCCCACGAAGAGGCUGCCGAGAGUCUCUGCAUGAACGGCCGCGCCCUCAAUGAGAAGGCCAUCGAGGUCUCGCCUUCCUCAAGUCGAGUCCUCGACCGCGCUGCAGAGAUCAUUACACCCUUCCCUCCCAGCAAGAACAGGCCUCGCCCAGGUGACUGGAACUGUCCCUCAUGCGGGUUUUCCAACUUCCAGCGUCGUACCGCGUGCUUCCGCUGCUCCUUCCCGGCUAUGCAGCAAGGACCUCAGGGUGGUGAUCCUAUGGGUGGAUACGGCGGUGGUUACGGUUACGGUCAUCCCGGCAUGAUGGGUCCUCCCCAGCAUCAUAUUGGUGGUCACGGACACGGACACGGCAUGGGCGGUGGUCACAUGCGCGGAGGUACCGGCGUCGUUCCUUUCCGUGCUGGUGACUGGAAGUGUGGCGAAAAUGGCUGCGGCUACCACAACUUCGCCAAGAACACGGCUUGUCUGCGCUGCGGCGCGAGCCGCGCGGGAGCUGCCGUUGUCGCUGACAGCGCCUUCCCCUCGCCUAUGGACACACCCUCAAGCUUUGGCAUGGGCCCUCCUUCCAUGGGUGGUACUCCUGGCGCUGGACCCUAUGGUCCUGCUGGCUACGCUCAGGGUGGCUUCCCUCCUCAGCAGUACGGUGGCCCUUCCAGCCAGUAUGCGCUGCCCUCUGGCAUGGGUGCUGCGAGCCCCUACCCUCCUAUGGGCGCUCAGUACUCCCAGAACGGCGGCAUACACUCAACUCCUUUCGACAGCCGUUCUGCCGAGGCUGCCUUCAGCGCUGCUGACAACUACCCUAACCAGGGCGCCCCCAACGGUGGCGGCGAUCCAUUCUCUUUCCUUUCUACUGGCUUCAACUCGCUGUCGAUGAAUGAUGACCGUCGCAACAAUUCGAACUCGGCCAAUAAGUCGCCGGCGUAA
Messenger RNA from Didymella exigua CBS 183.55, 1842 nucleotides. RefSeq names its product RNA-binding protein. The record is from RefSeq and is a predicted model, not a curated record. Gene Ontology annotation, cellular component: nucleus. Gene Ontology annotation, biological process: regulation of DNA-templated transcription. Lineage: Eukaryota; Fungi; Ascomycota; Dothideomycetes; Pleosporales; Didymellaceae. Gene Ontology annotation, molecular function: RNA binding; 3'-5'-RNA exonuclease activity; transcription coregulator activity. Bases 1 to 1842 code for a protein of 613 amino acids. The transcript has 3 exons.